Strongyloides ratti is the source of this 2376-nucleotide messenger RNA. RefSeq names its product RUN domain-containing protein. Bases 1 to 2376 code for a protein of 791 amino acids. Gene Ontology annotation, cellular component: cytoplasmic vesicle. The transcript is spliced from 4 exons. The record is from RefSeq and is a predicted model, not a curated record. NCBI's taxonomy places the organism in Eukaryota, Metazoa, Nematoda, Chromadorea, Rhabditida, Strongyloididae.
AUGGUUGAGUUAUGUGAAUUAAAAUUAAUGCACCAUGAUAUGGAAUGGCCUCCUGACAUGGAUCAACAUAUUGCUAAUUUAGCUUUUGAAAGGAGUACCUUAGAUGAGCAGUCUUUAUUUUCAUCAAUGAAUGUUGAUCCAUCUCUUAUUAGUACAGAUUCAUUAGAUAUGGAACAAUUACGUGCCAGAUGUGAGACGAAUAAAAAUGAUUACAAAUUGACAUUUGAAGAUAGUGGACAAUGGACGCAAUCAGGAUUAUUUUCAUCACCAAGUAAAAAUACAACCGGCACAAGUGGUUCAACUAAUAGCAAUAAUGUAAUGACAACAUGGGGUAGAUUAAGAGAUCCCAAUGAAGAUGAUAGAAGUGGUGGCUGUGAUAAGGUAUAUGGAGAAAAAACUAGUAGUAUGCCAACUCUAACUACUCAACAAAGAGAUGUAACAUUAUCGCCUUGUGGUGGUAUCACUAUUAAUCAACAACAAAGGCCAACCAGUUUAUUAGCUAAUUUUGUGGAACGAAGUGAUAAAGGUUCACAGAGUAAAAGUGACUUUGACUAUCAUCAACCUCUUUUUAUGGGUCCAGGUCGAUUUUUUGAUGUUAAUGAUAAUGAAGUCACUUUUAAUGGAACAAAACAUAAUGGAACUAUAAUUGAUAAUGGUAAUGAUAGAUGGCAAAAUAGGCAAAUUAUUAAUUCGGGUAAUGGUGCUCGUAUUUCUAAUGUUAUUGCUCCAUCUAAACCUAAAAGAACUUUUGCUGAUUUAAGUAGUAAAAAUGAAACAUCAAUAUGUAAAGAUUCCAUUGCACCAGAAUUAAAAUUUCUUGCUCUCCAUCAUGAAGUUCCAAAUUUUUGUCAGACCUCAAUAUCAUUUGGUGAGAUAUUAAAAAAAGCGAAAGCAGGAAUCCUCUAUGAUUGUGAGGACAAGCUAGAAUAUUCGGAUUUAAAUAUUUAUGAUAAUAAAAAGACACCAGAUUCUGGGUUAGGAACUUCUACCGGUCCAACACAUAUUGAAGAUUGGCCAUCAUUAGCAGUGCUUCUACCAAAGCAUGUUGUUGAUGCAUGUUCAUUUUUCAAAUCAAACACUUCUUUAUUAACAGGAUCUCCAUCAUCAUCCAAUUCAUCCGGUCUCAAUUGUCAACAAAAUAAUAUUGAAGCAAAGAAAGUUCAAAGAAUAGGAAGUCAUAUGAAUGAAGGAAAUCCUUUAUUUGUAGGAUCAAAAUUACGUCUUCAUCCACAUCAAUGGAGUAAAUGUUUUAAAAACUGUAAUAUAAUUUGUGAGUGUAAAGAUAUUAACACAACUUCAGAAUACAUUUUGGAUGAAAAUAUGAUUAAUAAAGAGAAAAAAUUAAUGGCAUCUACUCAUAAAAUGAAGUUACAUGCUCAUGAAAUAUCAAUUAUUGGUCUUCCAAUAUAUGAUAUAAAAAGAAAACUGGUGGAAAAUGUUGUUGAGGGUGUUGCUGAAAUUGUUAGAAAUAAUUCAAAAGAAUUACUUUGUAAGGCAAUAAUUGAUCUUUUAAAUGAUGGUAUCGAAAAUGGAAAUGAUGUAUGGCGAAUUAUAACUAAACUAACAGCUUCAGGGCGAGCAACGAAUAAGAUAUACGAUGUAAUGAUUGAAUUAAACAAUUCUCCUAGAUCUAUAGAAUCAAAAGUGAAAGAUUUUGUUUGUGCCUUGAUAUCUUUGAGAUCUCUUGAUGGAUGGCUUAGUUAUAUUGUUUUGAAAGAUAAUGUCUUAACAAAACUUUAUAAUAAUAAUGCAUUUUUGGUUAAAGCUAACACAGCAUAUAGAUCUUUAUUUUGGAGAUUAAUUGAAUCUGUCGAAUGGUUAUCUGUCAUUGAUGCUAAACAAGAAAGUAGAAAAUUUUCUACUAGUUUUUGUUCUGAUUCUUUUAUCAAUAAAACUGGACCUUCAAAACUUCCUUCUGAUAGUAGAGUACCAAAAAGUUCAUCAGUUCCCUCACGUUUAAUUGUUGAAAAUAUUGAAAUUAUUGAGGAAAAAAAUAAAGAGGAAGAUAAUAAUUUUGAUAAUGCAUCAAUGACAGCUACACAUGUUAUACGUACAAAUGAGGAAAAUGAUGGAAGUACUAUAUUAAAAAGAACAAGAAUUCCUAUUUUAUUGCCUCGACCACGUCGUACAUUAUCAUGUGCAGCAAAAAUGAUUAGUGACCAUAAUAUGGAUAAUUAUGGUACAAUAUAUAAUAACCAACAAACAGCAUACGUAUUAGAAGAUGUAAAUGAAGAUGGUAUGUUACCAGUUUUUAAUGGCGAAAGAGUUCGUGUUCUUUCUACAAGAGGAAUGUUUUCUCGAUGUUGUUUAAUAAGACCAGCUCAUGGAAGAAUAAUGAAUGGUAUCGUCUUAACAAGAAAUUUAAAUCUAUGUUAA